ACAACUUGAAGAGGAAUGGUGCUGCUUUCAUCAUCAAAAAGAACAUUUCAAGCCUCUCGGCUUUCGGCUGGGAGGAGGCCUCGGUGCAACUUUCUUUGGUCGUUCCGCAUCUGGGUUCAUCCGACACCAGGUGCCUCCGCCUUGCCGCCAAAGUUUGACCCCAACGAGAUCAAAGUCGUGUACCUGAGGUGCACUGGUGGGGAAGUUGGUGCCACGUGUGCUCUAGCCCCCAAGAUCGGCCACCUGGGUCUGUCUCCAAAAAAGGUUGGUGAUGACAUUGCCAAGGCAACUGGUGACUGGAAGGGACUGAGGAUUACGGUGAAACUGACCAUUCAGAACAGACAGGCUCAGAUUGAAGUGGUGCCCUCUGCCUCUGCCCUGAUCAUCAAAGGCCUGAAGGAACCACCCAGAGACAGAAAGAAGCAGAAAAACAUUAAGCACAGUGGAAAUAUCACUUUUGAUGAGAUUGUCGGCAUUGCCCCUCAGAUGCAACACAGAUCUUUAGCCAGAGAGCUCUCUGGAACUAUCAAAGAGAUCCUGGGGACUGCUCAGUCUGUGGGCUGCAGUGUUGUUGGCCACCACCCUCAUGACAUCAUAGAUGACAUCAACAGUGGUGCUGUGGAAUGCCCGACUAGCUAACAACUACAAAAGGAGAUAUUUCAAUAAAGGAUGAUUUGAUAGCCAAAAAAAAAAGAA
Molecule: messenger RNA, 696 nt
Organism: Loxodonta africana (African savanna elephant)
Lineage: Eukaryota; Metazoa; Chordata; Mammalia; Proboscidea; Elephantidae
Product: large ribosomal subunit protein uL11-like
Exons: 1
Coding region: 16-639 (207 amino acids)
Biological process (GO): translation
Cellular component (GO): cytosolic large ribosomal subunit; ribosome
Molecular function (GO): large ribosomal subunit rRNA binding; structural constituent of ribosome
Source: RefSeq, a predicted model, not a curated record